CGUUCCGUAUCUGCGUCCGGGGCGGCGUCUCUUGUCCCUCCGCGCGGCCCUUUCCGCGCACGCUCCAGCCGCCUUAGGGUUGACGUGUCCGCUGUUCUUCCGCGGCUCGGCGAGUAGGCGGUGAUGGCGGAUGCCUGGGACGAAAUCAGGCGGUUGGCGGCUGACUUCCAACGGGCGCAGUUCGCCGACGCCACGCAGAGGUUGUCAGAGCGGAACUGCAUUGAGAUUGUGACUAAAUUGAUUGCUCAGAAACAGCUAGAAGUUGUUCACACACUUGAUGGGAAAGAAUAUGUUACUCCAGCCCAAAUUAGUAAAGAAAUGAGAGAUGAACUACAUGUCCGAGGUGGUCGAGUAAACAUUGUUGAUCUGCAACAGGUAAUUAAUGUCGAUCUGACUCAUAUUGAAAAUAGGAUUGGUGACAUUAUUAAAUCAGAAAAACAUGUUCAGCUAGUCCUGGGACAACUGAUAGAUGAGAACUAUUUGGAUCGGUUAGCAGAAGAGGUAAAUGAUAAAUUGCAAGAAAGUGGUCAGGUAACCAUAUCAGAACUGUGUAAAACUUAUGAUCUUCCUGGAAAUUUUCUGACACAGGCACUAACUCAGCGCCUGGGUAGAAUUAUUAAUGGACACAUUGAUCUUGAUAACAGAGGAGUAAUAUUUACUGAAGCUUUUGUAGCUCGACAUAAAGCACGCAUCCGUGGACUGUUCAGUGCUAUUACCCGGCCUACAGCAGUGAAUUCUCUGAUUUCAAAAUACGGAUUUCAAGAGCAGCUUCUUUAUUCUGUGCUUGAAGAACUUGUUAAUAGUGGACGCUUACGAGGCUCUGUGGUUGGUGGAAGACAGGAUAAGGCGGUGUUUAUCCCUGACAUGUACUCCAGAACACAGAGUACUUGGGUGGAUUCCUUUUUUAGGCAGAAUGGCUAUCUCGAAUUUGAUGCUUUGUCCAGACUUGGAAUCCCAGAUGCUGUGAGCUACAUAAAGAAAAGAUACAAGACUACACAACUCUUGUUUCUGAAAGCAGCUUGUGUUGGCCAAGGGCUCGUGGAUCAGGUCGAAGCAUCAGUGGAAGAAGCCAUCAGCUCUGGAACAUGGGUGGAUAUUGCACCUCUGCUACCCAGUUCUUUAUCAGUUGAAGAUGCUGCAAUGUUGCUUCAACAAGUGAUGCGAGCAUUCAGCAAACAGCCUUCAGCUGUAGUCUUUAGCGACACUGUUGUAGUCAGUGAAAAAUUCAUAAAUGACUGUACAGAACUGUUCAAUGAACUGAUGCACCAAAAAGCUGAAAAGGAAAUGAAAAAUAAUCCUGUUCAUUUGAUCACUGAAGAAGAUCUGAAACAAGUCUCCAUUUUAGAAAGCAUUAAUACAAGUAAAAAGGAUAAAAAGGAUGAACGAAGAAGGAAAGCAACAGAGGGCAGUGGAAGUGUGAGAGGAGGCGGUGGUAGCAAUGCCAGAGAGUACAAAGUUAAAAAAGUCAAGAAGAAAGGAAGGAAAGAUGAUGAUAGUGAUGAUGAGUCAUCUCACACUGGAAAGAAGAAGCCAGAGAUCACUUUUAUGUUCCAGGAGGAAAUUGAAGAUUUUUUAAGUAAACGCAUACAAGAUGCUCCUGAGGAGUUUAUUUCUGAACUUGCCGAGUAUUUAAUAAAACCUCUGAAUAAAAUUUACCUUGAGGUGGUACGUUCAGUAUUCAUGUCUUCAACAACUUCUGCCUCUGGAACUGGUAGAAAGCGCACAAUCAAGGACUUGCAAGAAGAGGUUUCAAAUCUAUACAAUAAUAUUCGAUUAUUUGAAAAAGGGAUGAAGUUCUUUACAGAUGAUACACAGACUGCUCUUACCAAGCACUUGCUAAAGACAGUCUGUACUGAUGUCACUAAUCUCAUUUUCAACUUCUUAGCUUCGGAUUUAAUGAUGGCAGUUGAGGAUCCUUCAGCCAUUACAAGUGAAGUAAGAAAAAAGAUUUUAAGUAAAUUAUCAGAAGAAACUAAAGUAGCCCUCACAAAACUCCAUAGCUCCCUGAAUGAAAAGAGCAUAGAAGACUUUCUUUCUUGUCUGGAUUCUGCCGCAGAAACUUGUGAUAUUAUGGUAAAAAGGGGAGACAAAAAAAGGGAAAGGCAGAUGCUGUUCCAGCAUCGACAAGCCCUGACUGAACAGCUGAAAGUCACAGAAGACCCUGCUCUUAUUCUGCACCUCACAUCGGUCCUGUUGUUUCAGUCCUCAACCCACAGCAUGCUCCAUGCACCUGGAAGAUGUGUCCCGCAGAUCAUUGCUUUUCUUAAUAGUAAAAUUCCAGAGGACCAGCACACUCUUUUGUUAAAGUAUCAAGGUUUGGUUGUUAAGCAUUUAGUUAAUCAAAAUAAGAAGACUGGGCAGGGAGAUGAUCCCUUGAGUGAUGAAUUAGACAAAGAACAAGAAGGUAUCACCAGUACUACUCGUAAAGAGCUUCAAGAACUUUCUUCAUCCAUUAAAGACCUUGUUCUCAAAUCUAGAAAAUCAUCUGUGACAGAAGAGUAAUGAUCUUAAUUUACUUUUGCCAUUUAGUAAACAUUUUUUUCCCAAAAUUAUUGGUGAGUGGUUAUAAAAAAUAUUCACUUUACAAUCCCCAGUGCCCUCAUAGCCACUCACACACAUACAAUUUAGUUAAAACAGUGGUGUUAUUUUUAAUGUAAAUCUUUUAAAAAUUUGAAUUUUUGUAAAUUGAGUUCUCCUUCGAACCUUUCUUUUUGACAUUAUAAUUCUAAAAAUUAUGUUUUAGGUUUAUUUUUGUUCCAGAUGCUGAGUGAAGAAUAAAUUUUCUGAUAUCUUUCAUUUCUAGUAUAGAGCUCAUUCGACAUGUUAUUAGAUUUCAAGUAACAUCAUUAUAUUUAUGCAUAUUAAAGAGAAACAUAAAAUGUGGUCAUAUUUUUAAAAAAAGAAAAACCCGUUGGUGUCAAAAAUGAAAAUCGUGUAUUUUAUUUUAAAAUUAAUAGAGAAUGCUUUAAACCUAAUAUACAGAAAUUUGCAAAACAUAUAUUUUUUUUUAUUAUAAGCCCUCGCUCUAUUUCUGGCAGAUAGAGGGCCAC
Rhinolophus ferrumequinum (greater horseshoe bat) is the source of this 3050-nucleotide messenger RNA. It is a transcript of the gene UFL1, whose product is annotated as UFM1 specific ligase 1. Gene Ontology annotation, biological process: response to endoplasmic reticulum stress; regulation of proteasomal ubiquitin-dependent protein catabolic process; protein K69-linked ufmylation. Gene Ontology annotation, cellular component: endoplasmic reticulum membrane. The record is from RefSeq and is a predicted model, not a curated record. The transcript is spliced from 19 exons. Lineage: Eukaryota; Metazoa; Chordata; Mammalia; Chiroptera; Rhinolophidae. Gene Ontology annotation, molecular function: UFM1 ligase activity. The coding region runs from base 124 to 2502 and encodes 792 amino acids.